Messenger RNA from Paramormyrops kingsleyae, 4478 nucleotides. RefSeq names its product delta(4)-desaturase, sphingolipid 2 (gene degs2). Gene Ontology annotation, molecular function: sphingolipid delta-4 desaturase activity. Lineage: Eukaryota; Metazoa; Chordata; Actinopteri; Osteoglossiformes; Mormyridae. Gene Ontology annotation, biological process: sphinganine metabolic process; ceramide biosynthetic process. The record is from RefSeq and is a predicted model, not a curated record. Gene Ontology annotation, cellular component: membrane.
GAAGGAGUUUUAUCUUCAGUUUAAUGGAGCUUAAUGCGGCGUCUCUAAAAAUCAGUUGUGAUCCUUUCACGAAUCGGUCCUGACGAGUUUGAUAAGUUCUCUAGAAGUGUACUGGCAAAAUACAGCGACGGGUGUAAAGUACCGAACUGCAUAGCUAGGUUAUUUCUUUUAAGUGGGCAUGAGUGUGAUGAAUCAGCGACCGCAACAUCACAAUUUUAAAGGCCGAUUUUGAAACAUUACAUCUGAAGCGCGUUGUUAAAAGCCGGUUCCAGAACCUAAACCGCCGUGCGCCUAAAGUCAUAGUUUAUGUCUCCCUGACGAUUGCGUAGAUAAUUUGAAAUGUCGCCGGGCUCAAGUAGGGGAAAAUAUGAGUGUCCUGUUUCAUUGAGGAUAAAAGCCACCGGGAUUGUUUUCAUCUACUUUGGGGAGAGUUGUGCAGUAAAUACAAAGGUCCUGGUUUGUCCUGUGUUGGUUAGAAACACGACAGAGUUGCACAGGGGUACACUACUAUGGUAAAAACAGAGGCUUCUGUUUCCACACAGGAGGUUUGCUGUAGACAGGGUCACAUGUGCGCUAAUUGCGCAGCAUGACUUGAAUACGCCUCGUCAAUAUGAUCCGCAUGGAGCGCAUUCAGCCUGCUCAGCGAUAGUAUGCGCUCAGUCAGUGAGCCAGAAACUCGCGGAGAGAAGCAAUUAAGUCGCCCUGAAUUCGUUAAAAUAUAUAUAAAUCUGUUUGGCCGCAGGUGAACAAGGAACUAGACUUGUGACCAAAAGGUUGUGGGUUCAAGUUCCAGAAUGGUCCACCCAUCACUGUGCUGUACCCCAAUUGAUAUUCAAGACAAAUAUCCUGUUCUUUAACCCAUAAUAUUUAAUUAUGAUAUAGUUCGUUUACAAAAAUGGAUUUUGGUGAGAUAAUGAUGUGACACAGGCAGGUGCGAUUCAUCGUACACUUGGGGCCCCUAUGCAAAGUACUCCAUGGGGGUCUUCAAUGCACCCCACCCAACACUGUAAAAUUUAUGAUCAUUAUUUUAGCUUGAAGUCUAAAUUAAUAAUAUUAGCAAAGAGAAUUUAAUAAACACAAUUCCUUUAAUUUCAAAAUACACAAAUAAAGCAGAUUGCCUUUGCAAUGUACUAUGUAAUUGCCCAGCUGCCUACCUUGCCUGUCCUAACCCUACACCCGGGUUACAUUUUCAUAAAUUGUGCAUGAAAUGUGAAUUCAUUCGAAAUUUCGGCAUUUGUGUAAGAAAAAUUGCUGGCUGUAUGCAUCACAUGGCAGUUACAUUCAGCUCUGUUUCAAACGCACCUUCUCAGAACUUGGCCCAUUGUUGAGAUUACUCAAUAUUACACAAGAGCAGAAUUGCAGAUGUUACCUGGAACACUGGGAAUGUAGUUUAACACACCCCAGUGUAUUGGGUAAAUCAUUCACAGAGUCCUGGUUACUAAUGUGAUUGAGGAUAGUGUGGAAGCUCCAAAUGAAUGGCUUCCCCCCCAUAUAUCCAUUUCAACCAAUUACUAAUGUUUCUUAUUUACCCAUGAGCUUGUACUGGAAGACGUGUAAAGGACAUACAGAUGUUGUGGACCCAAUUUAGGUAAGAUUGUUGCUAGGCAAGACUUCCAAUACGUGACCAGUAACAAAUGCAGCAAAACAGUUGUGGGAUCAAGAGGUAGAAUGACACUGUUUAGAGCCUCACAUCAGAGAACCCUUCUCCCAAGAGAGAAUCUAGCACAAGCUAAGUGCAAGUUACAAAAUCAGAGCUUCUGGCAGUGCCAAGUAGACCAUGUCAAUGGAACAAUUGCGGGAGACCAGUGAGAGUCAGGAGUAGGAUGAGGUUAGUCGUGUUCCUGCAGGAGAAAUAUUUAGCGCAUUUCUUAAACAUUACGGACAUUUAAAUGAAGGCAAAUGGGAGCAUCCUAUACGACAUCGUAAAGAUGCGUGGCAUUGCGGUACCGCGGGCUCUGAGAAGAGGGAACAGGAAGCCAUAGUUCCCAUAGUAUAUGCUGUGUGAAGUGGGACGCUCACAGCCUCCCUGGUACCCUUGAGCAGAAGCUCGCCAUCUGCUGAUAUUUACAUACCAGAAGCUCAAUCACUUGGCAUUCUGGAAUGAUAUUAACAGUGCUGAAACUGAGCAACCCAGAUGCACAUCAACAAGGCCCGAGGCCCCUCUACUGUGUUUCUGUGCUAGGAGGGGGUGGCGACUGUGAAAAAAAUUGUCAAAAUCCCCCCCCCUGUUAUUAAACAUGGCUAGAGGAGGCCCCUGAGCUGCAGCCCGGGUAAACCCGUGCAUUAAAGCGCCCCAGCACACCUGUUCUUCUUCAGCUGCUUUGCAGCCUUUUUCUAGACACUAAAUUGUAUCCCAUUUAAUUUCCCUUUUGCCACAACUACCUGCAAACGCUGAUGGUCACCAUUAUCCUAUCAGCUGGUAAAUUUCCACCUGACAACACAGAAGGUAGAAAGCCUGGAGAUGCAUCAAGGCUGCCCAGAAGCACUGAGGUGCUGCAUUCAUCAGGCAUGAGGUCAUAAGUUGGGCUUCCCAGCAAAGUACCCCGAGAUCAAGUCCCUGAUGGGUCCUGACCCUCAGCUGAAGUGGGUUGUGACUGGAAUGGUGCUGACCCAGCUUUUAGCCUGCUAUCUGGUACAGGACGUGUCCUGGAAGUGGGUUGUCAUCUGGGCCUACACCUUCGGCGGCUGCAUCAACCACUCGCUGACACUGGCGAUCCACGACAUCUCGCACAACGUGGCCUUUGGCAACAAGCAAGCUCGCUGGAACCGUUGGUUUGCCAUGUUUGCCAACCUGCCCAUCGGUCUGCCCUAUUCAGCCUCUUUCAAGAAGUACCACAUCGACCACCACCGCUACCUGGGCGGCGACGGCCUGGACGUGGACGUGCCCACCGACCUAGAGGGCUGGUUCUUCUGCACCCCUUUCCGCAAGCUCAUCUGGCUCUUUCUCCAGCCGUUCUUCUAUGCACUGCGCCCCCUGGUGGUCAACCCCAAGCCCGUGUCCAGCCUAGAGGUGCUCAAUGCCGCGGUGCAGUUGGUGGCAGACGUCUGCAUCUUUUACCUGUGGGGGCUGAAACCCAUCGUCUACCUGAUUUCCGGCUCCAUCCUGUGCAUGGGGCUGCACCCCAUCUCCGGCCACUUCAUCGCUGAGCAUUACAUGUUCCUGAAGGGCCACGAGACCUACUCCUACUACGGCCCCCUGAACCUCAUCACCUUCAACGUGGGAUACCACAUGGAGCACCACGACUUUCCCAGCAUACCUGGCAGCCGACUGCCACUGGUGAAGAAGAUGGCAGCUGAGUACUAUGACUCACUCCCGCAGCACACCUCCUGGGUCCGCGUGCUCUGGGACUUUGUGUUCGACGACAGCAUCGGCCCGUACGCCCGGAUCAAGCGCGAGUACAAACUGGUCAAGCAGGAGUGAUCGCCGGCCGCAGACCGCCCUGUCCGCAGACCGCCCUGUCCACUCCCUGGGAAUUUACCAUCGCUUUCCUGUGUUUUUUUUUUUUCUUCAUGCGGGCAGAUGCCCUGCCAGAGUCCUGGAGACAAUCUUAACGGGCACACAGAAGGGGCGCUCUUACAAAGGUGCCCCUCCCUCUCAGAAUCUGACAUUAGUGGCUAAAAUGGGACCACUUAUUUGGUCAUCCAGGACUGUCAGUGCGAUUUAAUGCAGAAGUGCUAGAAAAAAUGGGCUCAUCAAUGCUGCCUCUAUAAGAGGCUGCGUCAAAUAGUAGUUUAAACUGGAAUCAAACCAUUUGGGAACAUCCACUUUUCUUUGCAGUAAGAGGACUGCUGUGAGAAUGCUCAGAGUAUGAAUAAAUAUUAAGUGUGUACUGGGUGAAUGUAGUAUCUGGAAGCAAGAAUGGGUUCAGAUUGUCUCAGUACCUUCAUGAUCUUACUGUAAUGUCAUGGACUGUAGAGAAGAAACGAGUCAUUUCAGCAUUUCAAAGCAGUAAAUGGCCAUUUCUUCAGUGACGCAGCACUACAGUAUUGUGCCUUUAAAACAAUGCCCUGUGACAUCGUUAGGAAAUGCUACGUUUUGUUUCAAGCGGUCAGCCUCGUUGUGACAUUUAUUGAAAUGGCUUAAAACAAUUUCAAAAUUAAUGUUAACGCUGCAUUUAACUUUGUAAAAAAAAAAAAAUACCUCGUCUGUUAUUGUUGGCUGUUUUUGUAUGUUUGUUAUCACCAGCAAUUUCUAAUUAAAAUGACAUUUAAAUAUGUUUUGCACAAUAAUUUGAUGUCUGACAAGCUCAAGUCACUGUCCUGGUGAAAGAUUAAGGGAAAAAAACGUGUGUAAGAAACCGCUUCAAGCACCUGCCAUUGUUGUUCACAGUUUUAUUUAAAUGGAUUUAAAACUUUUCUUUUUUUCUUAAACCAGGAAGCACUUGGUUAAAAAGGGAUAUAUUAAAACGAACGGUACUUCACCAUAUCUUGCAGCCAAUAAACGCCUGAAUAACAACAUAAUCACACAUAACCAUGGU